AUUUUUUAUUUAUUCUGAAUUUCAGAAAUAUUAUAAUAUAUAUAAAACUUAGAAAUAGCAUUACAUGUGUGCAAAAGAGAAAUAGAUCUAAUAAAUAAUAACUAGAUUUAAAAUAGGUAGGUAAGUAAAUCGAUCGAGGAGAUUAUUAUUUCAAGUGUCGUGAAAAUAAAAUAUUUAUAAAAGACUUGUGCAUCGAAUAUUUGACAUUGCGGAGGGCAGGUUCAGUGUUCACGGAACGCAGCUUUCCCUUCUAAACUCUUUAUAUUACAUGUCUGUGCAAUCCAUACAGCUUACGAAAUGCUUCACGAAAGUUGGAAGCUAUUAUUGCUUUUAUCGCGUCUUCUUCUUGUUUUUUGCAUAAAAGACAAUAUCAUGGUCCGAGAUUACUUUAUGCAUAAAGGCAUAUACAGUGUCGUAGGAUUUUCCUGCGAGAAUCUCGAAAACAACGUGAAAUUUGCGAAGACAUUCAACGAUGUCUUUAUACUCGCGUCGAUGUGGAAUCUCGAAUCCGUGAUUGGAUCAUCGGCUUUCAGGAAACUUUUGCAGAACAAUUAUCGCUAUUUAGGGAUCUUUGUAGAUACGCGAUGCGACAUUCAUAAUCACAAUUACACCAUGUUAUAUUCCGAGGCUACGAAAUACCUUAUGUACGACGAGACGCAUAAAUGGCUGAUUUUGGGAAGCAAAUUGAAUGACACCGUCAGUCUAUUGAAUGACAAUGCCUUCGGAAUAGUGACUGACAUUACCCUCGCCAUACCCUCUCUCACCGGAUACGAUUUAUACGAUGUGUAUAAUCCUUGCAAAGCACGUGGUGGUUCCUUGAACGUAACAUCUUUAGGUUACUGGACCGAGAAAUCCGGCGUGUCAGUUAGACUGAAGCAAUCGAAGUAUGAGAGACGGUCUAAUUUGCACGGCAUGAAGCUAAAAAUAGGAAUUUUACUAUCGCACACAUUCUAUAAUAAUGUGUCGGCGGAGGAUAUCAUGUUGAACCCAGACAUGAAGGCGAAAUACGGUCGAUCCCAAUUUCUGUACACAAUCUUGUUGCACAUGGCUGAUCUUUUCAAUUUUACUAUGGAAAUGGUGGAAGUAAAUCCUCAAAAACAGCAGGACAAUUCCGCACCCAUGUUCGUUGCUUUUCAGAGAAAAAUGAUAGAUAUCUCGGCCAGUCCGAUCGUGAUGAAAACAGAAAGAUUACGAAGGGGAGAUAUUAUCGGUCCAGUUUGGCCGAUGCGAUCGUGUUUUUUAUUUCGCACGAUAUCCUCGGCGACUAUGAAGACGGAACAGUUUUUGCGACCGUUAAACAUUAAAGUAUGGUAUGUGAUAAUCGGUACGAUGAUACUCGCUAUGUCGGUUUUAGUAAUAUUAAUCAGACAGGAGGGCAUCCAUAGUAUAACAGAGGGUUACAGCAUUUGUAUUCUUCUUACCAUAGGCGCUGUUUCCCAACAAGGGUCUGUAUUUGUUCCGGUACAUUAUGCGGGUCGCAUAGCAUUCAUACACAUUAUGCUCUUUAGCGUGUUGAUCCUGAAUUAUUAUUCAGCGAGCAUCGUGUCGGACAGAUUGAAGAACGUAGGUCGGAAGAUGAAUGAUUCAUUGAUCAGUCUGGCAGAUAGUAAUCUGAAACUGGCGGCUGAGUUUACACCAUAUAUUCGUUCGUUUCUGCAGUCACCGGAAAAAGAGGUACGAUACUUUAAUACGAAACGAUGGGACAGGAUACCGGAAUCCAAAAGAUAUUUGUCACUGGCGGAGGGUCUGAAUCGCGUGUCUAAUGGAGAUCUGGCCUAUCACACGUCGACCGAUUCAGCAUAUCCGUACAUCGAGCGGUAUUUUUAUCCACGAAUGAUAUGCGAAUUGACAGAGGUUCAUCUCUUUCGCGCGGUUCUUGCUCUUUGGGGAAGAUUCAGGAGCCCAUUCACUCCGCUAUUGAGAAUCGGCUUGACCAAAAUGUAUGAUAUGGGCAUAUAUAAACGACAGUUAAAACUUUGGUCAGCUACGAAGCCGUUAUGCCCAAAAAAUCUUCUCGUCGCCGAACCACUAUCGAUCCAAGAAGCUACGCCUAUUUUUGCAUUUAUCUGCAUUUCCAUCGCGUUGUCCCUCAUUAUUUGCAUAACAGAAAAUCUCGUCCAUUGGUUGUUAUCCAAACAAGCAUUCAUCUCUAAGCUACAAUCUAUAUCGAGAAAUCUAAGUUUUUCGGCAUUAAUGAUGCGUAUACCUAUUGUUCGGAAUAGAAUAUUUUCGCGAGACAGCGAUUUUGUUCGCGACUAUUUUGUGCACAAGGCAGUGCGAAAUGUCGUUGGAUUCUCAUGUGGAGAUUUCACGAGUGAUUUUCAUUUUGUAAAAUCGUUGAGUAGGGCCGGUAUAUUUACGAUCGUCAGGAAACAUGAUAACAAUAUCAACAUGCGACGAUUCUUGAACACCGAGACCUGGGGCUUAGGGAUUGUCGUGGACUUGCGUUGUCACAACGAAAGUGCCAUGAGCAUCUUUGCCGAGACUACCAAGUAUCGCAUGUACGAUUAUGCAUAUCAUUGGUUGGUCCUGGGGUCGAAGCUGAAUGAUAGCGUGCCUCUGGUAAAUGACAACGCUUUUAGCAUAAUCACCGAUUUCGCGCUCGCGAUAAAGAACGGCGGCGAUUACGAUCUGUACGACGUUUAUAAUCAUUGCAAAUAUCGCGGUGGUACAUUGAAUGUGACGAGAUUGGGCUCGUGGCGACGAGAAAGUGGUCUUGCCAUCACUCUCACUCAACCACUGAUCCAGAGGAGAGCCAAUAUGCAUGGCAUGACGCUGAAGAUAUCAGGCGUGAUACAAUAUAGGCCGAAGAAUAUGCGACUGGAGGAUUAUAUGCACGAUAUCAAUACAAGAUCCUUGGACAGCAUGCAUAAAUUCACGUAUGCGAUGAUAUCUCAUACCGCCGAUCUCUUUAAUUUCAGCGUAUACGCUUCGGAGAUAGUUUAUUGGGAUCGUCACAGUGUACACGGCUUGAUAUUCGAGAUAUUACAAAGGAAUUACAUCGAUUUCGCCAGUAAUCCCAGGAUUAUGGUAUCCGAGAGAUUGGAUUACGCCACCCUCAUCGGCGCGGCGUGGCCGAUUCGACCCUGUUUCAUGCUGCUGUCCACUACGUCGAGCAAGAUUAAGCUCGGGAUCUUCCUGAAACCGCUCGCCUUUCAAACUUGGUACUCGUGGGGAUUAUUUAUAAUAAUCUUCAUAUUUGUAAUGAGAAUAAUAAUGAAACGUGAGGAAGACACUAAGCAAGAGAAAUAUUCGAGCGUUAUGGUUCUCACUAUCGGCAUUCUCGCUCAACAAGGUGCAAAUUUCUUCCCCAGGGGCAUUCCAAGUCGUAUCGCUCUGCUGCAGAUCACCAUCUUCAAUUGGAUCAUGUAUAAUUAUUACUCUGCUAGUAUAGUGUCGGCUCGUUUGAGCGAACCACUCGACAUGAUGGAGGAUUCCGUGACGGUUCUCGCGGAUAGCAAUCUAAGAAUCGCCGCGGAGGCUGUACCAUAUUUAAAUUACUUCCUAUACAAACUCAAGGGGGAUUCGGAUUACUUCAGGAAGAAACGCUGGGAUACAUUGCCAGAGUCGAAGAGAUACUUGCCUGUAGAAGAAGGUAUGAAGCAAGUCAGUCAAGGUAUCCUGGCUUAUCACACGGAUCCCAACACGGCGUAUCCCUACGUCGAAAAUUUCGAGCCGAGCAAGAUCUGCGAAUUGACAGAGAUCCAUCUGUUCAAGCAAUCCGUCAUGGGGAUGUACGCCAGUCACAACGGUCAAUUCACUGAGGUGGCAAAACUUGGAUUGUAUAAGAUGUUUAACACUGGUUUACGCGAUCGUCAGAUAAAAUAUUGGUCGAGCAGGAAGCCUCAGUGUCAGCUCGAUACGUUGUCCACGAGAAGCAUAACUAUCCAUGAGACAGCUCCGGCUUUGAUUCUGUUAGCUCUCGGUACGCUUAUUGGAAGCGGAAUAUGCAUCGUUGAGAAUAUCGUUUACUAUCGAUCCAUAAGAUCUACAAGGAUGCAUCUCUUGAGCGUUUUUCUCUCGCAAGUAUUCAUUAUUGUCGCAUACGCGCAAACCAGUGUCAUCAUUCGGGAUUAUUUCGUCUACAAGCAGGUAACCAGAGUAGUAGGAUUCUCUUGCGGAAAUGUGGAAGAUGAUUUUCUCACGAUGAAGCUGUUAACCGAUGCCGGGAUGUCUACGGCGAUUAAACCAGCUGGAUUCCAAACUAAUGUUCUGAGGUAUCUCGACACCAGUCGCACCUUAGGCGUGUUUCUGGAUAUGCGAUGUCCGAAUCAGAACGCCACCGGUAUUUUCGACGAUGCGACGGCUUAUCGAAUGUUCGAUUAUUCGUACAACUGGUUGAUUCUGGGGAGCAACCUGAACCACAGUUUGCAGAGCUUGAACGACAGCGUCUUCAGUAUCGUCACGGAUUUCGCGAUCUUAUUGCCGAAUUCUAAGUCCGAUUACGUUCUCUACGAUGUCUUCAAUCAUUGCAAAAUGCGCGGAGGAAUACUUAAUGUCACACUACUUGGUACUUGGCGAGAGGAUGACGGACUCACGAUCUUUUUAAAUGAUUCGAAGAUCGCCAGGCGACGAAAUUACAACAGAUUGCGGGCUAAAUCGGCCGGAAUUGUUCUGCAUAGACCGCCGCAUUUGACUCUGCUGGAAUAUUUGGAGGGCGAAGGUCUUGAGGUCAUGGACAACUGGCCGAAAUUCGGAUACACCCUUCUCUCACACGUCUCCGAUAUGUUUAAUUUCACCAUGGAUCUCAUCGAGAUCAAUCACUGGGAGAAGAACGACAGCAAUGGUCCCCUGAUGGGAACCCUGAAGAGGGACGACGCCGAUUUGGGUUACUAUCCGUCCAUUCUGACGAUCGAGAGAUACGGAUAUGCGCGUGUUAUCUUUCCGCAAUGGCCUACGCGUACCUGCUUCAUGUUUCGUACUAUACCAGCGACGAAGAUGAAACCCUGGAUAAUAUUGAAGCCAUUCGCGGCGGACGUGUGGUGCAUGAUCGUCGUGUUCGUGGUGAUGACCGUCCUCAUCCUUACCUUCAUACUGAAGCUGGAACACGUUAGUGAACAUGGCUACAGCAUCUCGGCGUUGAUCACUGUCGGUGCAUUAUGUCAGCAAGGUUUCCCUUCUCUCACCGACCAAUCGGCUAGUCGAAUCGCCUUGAUUCAAAUUACGGUCUUCGGCCUGUUGGUAUUCAAUUAUUAUUCGGCGGCGAUAGUGUCGGCUAGAUUAAACGAGCCUCUCCACAAGAUGAACGAUUCGCUUUAUUCGCUGGCGCACGCGAAGAUGCAGCUUGCGGCCGAGAAAAAUGUUUUCUUCAACUUCUUGUUACGGAAUAAAAGACCGGAGGUGCAAUACUUCAGACCCAUUUGGAACGCUAUACCAGAAUCAGAGAGAUUUAUUUCAAUCGAGGCUGGUGUAGAGGCAAUAAAAAAGGGAGGUUUCGCUUACCACGCAGAUCCGGACGAUAUCUAUCCAACCAUCGAACAAGAAUUCGACAAGCAAAUGAUUUGUCAACUUACGGAAGUUCAUUUAUUGCAGCCCUCCGAGUUGGGCCUGUGGUCCAAUCUUAAAAGUCACUUUCACGAAAUCAGUAAAAUAGCAUUAUUGAAAAUAAACACUUCGGGACUUCGACGACGAGAGAUACGUCGUCGAUCGGCUAGAAAACCUUAUUGUCCAAGCGACGAAAUCUUCGUCUCCAGUGUGACUAUCUACGAAGCGGCACCGAUCUUGAUUCUUCUCCUCUUUGGCAUGGUAUUUUCACUUAUUAUAUUUGGAAUGGAGCAACUUGUUUUUUAUACGACGCAUUCGAAACGAGCACUUGCCUUUAAACCUCAUAUAAAAAAUCAGACUAAAGAUAAAGCUAAAGGAUUAUCUAAGGAUAAAAAUACUAUGAAGCUUCUAAAAGCAAGCAAUCUCUUUCAUAAGACUCUAACGACGAAGUGAUAAAAUAUACAAAAUAUAGAUAAGAUUGUAGACAAUAAUUAAGCUUUUCAAUUUUCAUGUUAAUUAUUUAUCAGAUCAUUACAUACACGUGUAUAAGUAGUGCGAAUGAACAUACUUUAAAUAAAGUACAAAUAUAUCUUUUUCAUGA
This is a messenger RNA of Nylanderia fulva, 6085 nucleotides long. Its product is annotated as ionotropic receptor 75a-like. NCBI's taxonomy places the organism in Eukaryota, Metazoa, Arthropoda, Insecta, Hymenoptera, Formicidae. The record is from RefSeq and is a predicted model, not a curated record.